AUGCUUCCUGGGGUUGGGGCUUCUUCAACGGAUCUCCGCCUCCUCUGAUCGCCGCUAUGUGUACCGGCCACCGUCGCCAGCGAUGAAGUCGAGGAGAUGGGCAACAGAGGAGGAAAUCUUUAAUCCGCAACUGGGACGCACCCAGGACCUGCACUGGAUGCGCGAUUUCGGGGGCGGCUGCAACUGGCGCAGCGCUUCACUUCGUUGCUGCGAAUCUCAAGCAGCGACUGCGGCGGGAGGUCGCGGCCGUGGGCGACGUGUGGCGGCGCCUGGCGGCUGGUCAGAGUUUGGUGCUUUAAACUCGCGCGGCGUCAGUAAUCCUCCAAUGCCAAGCAUGACGAUGUUGGGGGCACGGUAUGUUUGGCCUUUUCUCAUUUGGUUGUUUAAGUAGCUCAAAAUUUAGGGUUUCAUGAGGAUUAACCGAUUAAGUCACUGCUCCAAACAGGUGUCCCCUGUAUUUCGGGGAUCACUAGGCUAUAUUUUUUUUUUCAUUAAGCUAUGUUUAUUUUAUUCCUAAACAAAGAAGUAGAUGAUCAUUUGGAUACGAUAAGUUAUGUGGAGACUCUGUAUGGUGAUAUUAACAGAGCAAUCGCAUAGGUACAAUACAAAA
Messenger RNA from Zea mays, 610 nucleotides. RefSeq lists its product as uncharacterized. The record is from RefSeq and is marked predicted. Bases 83 to 391 code for a protein of 102 amino acids. The transcript has a single exon. Lineage: Eukaryota; Viridiplantae; Streptophyta; Magnoliopsida; Poales; Poaceae.